Linepithema humile (Argentine ant) is the source of this 2621-nucleotide messenger RNA. RefSeq names its product hexosaminidase D-like. Gene Ontology annotation, biological process: carbohydrate metabolic process. NCBI's taxonomy places the organism in Eukaryota, Metazoa, Arthropoda, Insecta, Hymenoptera, Formicidae. The record is from RefSeq and is a predicted model, not a curated record. Gene Ontology annotation, molecular function: hexosaminidase activity.
ACAUCCAGAGCACCGCUUUCUGAUGUCUCUCAGCUGCUCCGACAGACCGCGCGCGCGCGCGUGUUUUACUCUGAUCUAUACUGCGCGUAUCUAACUAGUACGGUCAGGUUCGGUGGCGUUUUUUUUACCUGUAAGCUCCACGAGACUGUACGCUAUUCAAUACUCAACGUUCCUGAUCCUCGAUAUACAAGUUUGAUUUCGCGAUUCGUCUCGGUCUUCCUCGUGCUCAAGGAACUGCAUUCGCUAGUGCAUUUGCUGCAAUAAUGCACCGCACCAAGAACAGUUCUCAUCCGAAGCAGAAAUGCGAGCGAUUUACGGCUCGGCAAUAAUAAAUACUCGGCGUCUAUUAAUUGUGUUCUACUGCUGAAAUAGCAAACGAUGGACAUGCCAGUGCAAUAAAUUCACGACGAUUCAAUCUUCGUAGUGCUAGCGCGUAUUGUCGACGUCAUGACGCGUCUACGUGGUCGAGCCUCACUGAUGAUUAUCGUGACGAUCAGCUUCAUCCUACUGAUUGUUAUAUACCACAUACUGAGUAACGAGAUUGACGAGAUAUCAUCGAGCAAGGUUGUCGCUCGACUGAAAGCAGAGGAUGUGUAUUCUCCAGACGGCGCUCCACUGUUCAAGGGCCACAAGAUUGUCCAUCUAGAUCUGAAAGGUGCUCCACCUAGGAUAAGCUAUUACAGCUACUUGUUUCCUCUGCUCAAAAAGCUAGGGGCCACUGGUAUACUCGUAGAAUAUGAAGACAUGUUCCCCUUUGCGGAUAGUAUCGAGGACAUCCGCGCUGGCAACUCUUAUUCCAGGAAAGAUAUUGUACAAAUUCAAAAUAUAGCCAAGAAUAAUCAGCUAAUUGUUAUACCACUGAUACAAACCUUCGGUCACAUGGAAUUUGUUCUCAAGUUGGACAAAUACAAAGAUUUUAGGGAAGUUCCACGUUAUCCACAAGUCUUAUGCCCCACAUAUAAUAAAACGCUUCCAUUAAUAUAUCAAAUGAUAGACCAAGUUGUGUCUGCACAUCCAAUGUCAAAAUAUUUGCACAUAGGUGCGGAUGAGGUAUAUCAAAUAGGAGAAUGCUCAAGAUGCUUGGAUAUUAUGGCUAAAAAACAAUGGGGCAAGAGGCAAUUGUUCCUGGAUCACGUCUCCACAGUGGUCAAAUAUAUUAAAGAGAGAUAUCCAGAACUGACGGUACUUAUGUGGGACGAUGAGUUCCGUGAUAUAACUCCGCAAGAAAUCAUUGAUAGAGGCUUGCACUCGUUGAUAGAACCAGUGAUUUGGAAGUACACUAUUGACCCUGGUACGACGUUGACAGAUCAGCUGUGGGAAAGUUACAGUGCAGUAUGGAAACAAGUCUGGGUUGCAACAGCAUUCAAAGGAGCUACUUCACCAGACAGAUAUUACACGGACAUUUCAUAUCACAUGGAGAAUCAUCAGCGUUGGCUGGAAAUUGUUCAGAGAUAUUCGAGUCAAAUUACAUUUAAAGGCAUCAUGUUAACGGGAUGGCAGAGAUACGAUCACUUCAGUGUACUUUGCGAAUUAUUACCGGUGGGAUUGCCAUCUCUCGCCAUCAAUUUAGCUAUACUGCAAGCGUCAAAUCUAAAUGGCUUCCCAAUAGAAUUGCCCGGUCAUAUAUCUGAAAUUUUACAAUGCGAUGGUAUCAUUUCGUUAAGCAUACCAGAACCGCAGUACGGCUGGACCAAGUGCAGCUUCCACGGAAUGUCGGUAUACGCAGCUAUUUUACGCCUUUAUUCUUUGACACAGGAAAUAAUAAAAAUGGAGCAGGAUAAUACUUACAAGGGGUGGCUAAAGCCGUACAAUAUUAAGCACUUAUUUGCGAGUCCUAGUUAUGUCGAACGUGCAGUCACCGAUUUAGACAGGUAUAAAAUGGAAAUAAUGUAUAUCGAGAAAGAAAUGCGUACAGCCAUGGAAGAUAUCUAUGACACUUAUACGAUAGAAGAAUGGCUUGAAACGUAUGUUGCACCUUUAAAUGAGAAACUCAAUCAAUUGUGGGAAGCUAAAGAAAAACUUUUAGAGAAAAAUACAUGGUCAAGGAGACCUCUCACAAAAUCUGAUUUAUAGUGAGCAACGGUAUUUUCCUCAAACAGAUAGGCAAAAAUAUUUCAUUAUCAUAUUCUUGGUGGUAUAACAAGAGACUGAGAAUUUUAAAUAAUUCAAGGAUAUUAGAAAUUUUUUAGCCAUUUUUCGAAAAUGGCGUGGAUAAUAAGUGAAAUGUAAAAGUUUUGAACUCGUAAUUUUACAUCUUGGACAAUCGUUGUACAGAAUAUGUGAUAACUCGUAAAUUCAUAAGGGAGUAAUCAAAUAAUACUGACUGCACCGUCCGUAAAUUAGUAAAUAUGGUUUUUCUUGAUGGAUAUAAUUGUAUUUAGUGAAAAUAAUAAGAAAUUCCUCGAUUGUUUAGAUCACCAGUGUUUAGUUAUUAUUUUGGAAAAAGUAUUUAUCAUAAUAGAUGAUAAUUCUUCUUUUGUACCGAGAAGUCUUAAAUACAAAACUGACCUAGAUCAUUUACAUUUGCAAUGUAGACGGUGUAAAGAUAGAUAGUAAUUUAUUAAUAAAGAUAUUGAACGAGAGAGCAAUAUAAUUUUUCAGUAUUUUUUAGAAGAAAUAAU